CCCGCUCGGAGGCCGGUUCGCUCCGGUUGAUCCCGGACUCCCUUUGUUCGUGCGUCCCUAAACGACUGCCGGCCUCGCGCCCCUUGGCCCCGAUUUCCCCUCUACCCCCACCCUAUUACACUCAUUCAUUAAUUUUUAAUAAAAAGGGAAAGGCCUGAAAAGAUUCUUACAAGAAUCUCGGGCGCUUGUUAAUCCGCAGUGUGACAACGUUCUGGUUAUGACUUAAUAGAGGAAUUGCUCACGGAUACAUUAGAUGAAUACCCAGGGCAAACCACGAGAAGGGCAGAAUUCUGUGAUCUCCUUUUUUAAGACUGAGGAGCACAUACCUGCGAUAGCGUAUGCAUAGCUGGACCGUUUUCCUCUUUACCUUGAAAAGCAAGAGUACAGCUUUUAAUAGGUAAAGAUUCCAGUGUUAAAGCAUGAAGCCAGACUCACUCGACCGAAAAAUUUUUUUUUAGUUUUACUACUACAGAAAUACACACCUGGGAGUUGUAAAGGUCUGUUUUGAAAACGAACCCUCAUUACAGGCAAAGGAAAAUGUCUGAUGAAUUUUCGUUGGCAGAUGCACUACCUGAACACUCCCCUGCCAAAACCUCUGCUGUGAGCAAUACAAAACCUGGCCAACCUCCUCAAGGCUGGCCAGGCUCCAACCCUUGGAAUAAUCCGAGUGCUCCAUCUUCAGUGCCAUCUGGACUCCCACCAAGUGCAACACCCUCCACUGUGCCUUUUGGACCAGCACCAACAGGAAUGUAUCCCUCCGUGCCUCCCACAGGACCACCUCCAGGACCCCCAGCACCCUUUCCUCCUUCCGGACCAUCAUGUCCCCCACCUGGUGGUCCUUAUCCAGCCCCAACUGUGCCAGGCCCUGGCCCCACAGGGCCAUAUCCUACACCAAAUAUGCCCUUUCCAGAGCUACCCAGACCAUAUGGUGCACCCACAGAUCCAGCUGCAGCUGGUCCUUUAGGUCCAUGGGGAUCCAUGUCUUCUGGACCUUGGGCGCCAGGAAUGGGAGGGCAGUAUCCUACUCCUAAUAUGCCAUAUCCAUCUCCAGGCCCAUAUCCCGCUCCUCCUCCUCCCCAAGCCCCUGGGGCAGCACCACCUGUUCCAUGGGGCACCGUUCCACCAGGAGCCUGGGGACCACCAGCACCAUAUCCUGCCCCUACAGGAUCGUAUCCCACACCAGGACUCUAUCCUACUCCCAGUAAUCCUUUCCAAGUGCCUUCAGGACCUUCUGGUGCUCCACCAAUGCCUGGUGGCCCCCAUUCUUACCAUUAAGUUAACAAUGGACGAAGAGAUGACGCUUUGCUUUUUGAAGUACAUAUAUAUGCACAUGAAUGCAUAUAUAAAAAUUGCUGGUUUCACUAUUAGAGGGCAUUCAUGAAAGAACAACUCUUGCACCUCUCAGAGAAGAUAACUGCCUCUUGUACUUGGAUGUGUAGUACAUCAUAUGUAUACAAUCAGAUAAAAGCAUAGAAGUAAAUCAUUCAGAUGUGAUUUUUAUUUGGUUUUCAUGGAAAGUUAAAGUGAUAAAGUAUAUUGAAUAGCUCUUUGACAGAAUUUGUUUAAACUAUGAAACUACACACUUAAAAAUCUAAGAUGUGGAUUAUUGUUAGAAUCUGCAACUUCAUUGGCAAAUUAUUUCAAGUAUUUUUCUAUAAUCACUUCCCCUUCUAAAUAAAUAAACUUUAAGAAUAACCCAUCGUAAUCCAAACAAAUGAUGCCUCAACAUUUUGAACUGCUCUGUUGGACAAAUAAACCUGGUCCUCUUGAGGUUGUAUUUUGGAUAUACAUUUUUAAACUGUCAGUAAUUAUUGUCACAUGUGGAGUUCAAUACCCAGCCAGUGUUCAUUUUUAUCCUUGAGCUUUUAGUAAAAACUUCCUGGUUUUAUUUUUAGUCAUUGGGUCAUACAGCACUAAAGUCUGCUAUUUAUGGAAACUAACUUUUUUUGUUUUUAAUCCAGGCCAGCAUGUAUGUAAAUUAAAUUUUUAGAUAAUUGAUUAUCUCUUUGUACUACUUGAGAUUUGAUAUGAGAUGUGCAUAUUGCUUUGGGAAGAGCUCGAGGAAGGAAAUAAUUCUCUCCUUUGUUUUGAACCUCAAACUAGAUAAACCCUAGGAAUUGCUUAAUUGCAACAAUUAAUUUUCAUUCCCACAAAAACCUGAGGCAGCUCUUUUGCCCAGAGCGUUCCCUGUAGCCACCCCCACCCCACUUGCCCUUGGUUCUUUAGAAGGAGCACAUUCCUUGAUUCCUCCCUGAUGUGGUAAACUGGCACACUCUAGGGGUCUAAAACAUAACAGUUGUGUUUAGAGAACCUUAAGUCAUGCAGACAUGACUGUUCUCUUUGUACAAGUGUGAAUCAAAAUAUGUAUCUGUUUUUCAGAGUCUGGUUAAGCUAUGUCAUUGUCUACUGCAUAGUUUCCUGAGUCUGUUUGUAAAGUGCUUAUGGCUAACAGUUCAGUUCUGUGUUUGUUGACAGGUAAAUAAGUGGAGCUGAGUGCCAUCUUUGAAAAAAUUACCCUCUAGCUCUAACACUGAAAAUAAUAAUAAAUUGUAGAUCUCUGCAACUAAGUUUAAAGCAGUGUGACUGUGUUGCUUAAAUAUUAAGUAUUGUUUAUAACCACCAAAAAAAAGCCCUAGUAGUUUUUUGGCACCUUAUGUUUAAAUCAGAUUCUUAGAUUUGGGGUAGACCUGACCUUGUUAUUUAUUAGAUAACAGUUUGAAUGUAUCCAUUGGAUUUCUAAAAUGUAUUGUGAAUUUCUCAGACAAACAGGAUUUAUGCUGGAGCUCUGUUUUGCUUAGAAAUAAAAUAUUUAGUAGUUUAUUUCUGCUCUAAUUAAAACAUCAAGAAUGCCAAA
This is a messenger RNA of Symphalangus syndactylus (siamang), 2854 nucleotides long. RefSeq names its product mitogen-activated protein kinase 1 interacting protein 1 like (gene MAPK1IP1L). NCBI's taxonomy places the organism in Eukaryota, Metazoa, Chordata, Mammalia, Primates, Hylobatidae. The record is from RefSeq and is a predicted model, not a curated record.